AUGAGUAAGGAAAUGUUAGAGAGGAAGAUAGAGAUGCGAUUACCUUCAUUGGAAAGUUCAGUUAGAGAAACUGAAAGAAGUAUGUUUGAUCCUGAGGUGCAACUUAAGUUGAGAGAAAUGGGAAUGAAUUUAGAAUUAGAGAAAGAAAGGAAUGUGUUGGAGAGGGAGAAGUUGGAAUUAGCGAAGCAGCGAGAGAAGAGAAUAAUAGCAGAAUUAGAAUUACAGAAGCAGAAAGUUGAGUAUAUAGAAGAAAGAGGUGAUUGUGCAAAAGCAAGAGUCCCUAAAUUGCCAAUUUUUAACGAAGAGAGAGAUGAGAUUGAUUGUUAUAUUAAUCGUUUUGAGCGGUACGCCAAAGUACAGAAAUGGUCCCAGUGUGAUUGGGCUACUAACUUGAGUGCUCUUUUAACAGGGGGUGCAUUGGAAGUAUAUUCUCGAUUGGCCACUAAGGAUGCCGAUGAUUAUCAAGUUUUGAAACAUGCCCUUUUAAAAAGAUAUGAUUUUACUCCUGAUGGGUUUCGUAAACAAUUUGUUCAUAUUUCCCCUAAGCCCAAUGAAACAGCAUAUCAAUAUGGUACGCGACUCGAGCAUGUAUUUACAAGGUGGAUUGAAAUGGAAAAUACCACACAAUCAUUUGAUGGUUUAAAAGAUUUGAUCUUAAGAACUCAAUUUGUUGAAGGUUGUCCUUUGGAUUUGGCUUUAUUUUUAAAAGAAAAACAAUUUGUAUCCUAUAAAGAAACUAUGCUUUGCACUGAACGCUAUUUGGAAGCCAGGGGUGGACAUUUUGAUUCUCUAGAAACUGAGAAACCACAAUGUCUUGUUAAUCAUUCAGUUCAACCACGUUCUUACAAUGUUAAUCAAAUUAUACCUCAUGUUGGCAACACCCAACAACGGUCAGCAUACACUCCCAAUUCUUCCCAGAUUACUUGUUUCAAAUGUAAUAGGCCUGGUCACCGGGCCAGGGAUUGUAAAGUUGUUAGAAAAUGCCGUAACUGUGGUAAAAUUGGUCACUUUUCCUCGAAUUGUAAAUUCCCUACACAGUCUGCCGGUUGCCAGGUAGAUACUGAUGUAGAAGAAAUUGUUGGUUGUCUUAUGGUCAAGGUUCCUGAGAUCCAAUGUAAUUUUGGACAGUCCUUUGAGAGAGUGAGUUUUGCUUGUAACUCUUCUAACGCUGUUAGAAUGCCUGUAGUCAAAGGAAAGAUUGGUGAUACGUUGGUGUCUGUGCUGAGAGAUAGUGGAUGUAGUGGAGUGGUGGUUCGCAGAAACUUAGUAUCCGAAAGUGACUUUUACAGGCGAACUUCAACAGUGUAUUCUUAUUGA
This is a messenger RNA of Anneissia japonica, 1317 nucleotides long. RefSeq lists its product as uncharacterized. Lineage: Eukaryota; Metazoa; Echinodermata; Crinoidea; Comatulida; Comatulidae. The transcript has a single exon. The record is from RefSeq and is a predicted model, not a curated record. Gene Ontology annotation, molecular function: zinc ion binding; nucleic acid binding. Bases 1 to 1317 code for a protein of 438 amino acids.